Messenger RNA from Acyrthosiphon pisum (pea aphid), 1693 nucleotides. Its product is annotated as ras-related protein Rab-7L1. Lineage: Eukaryota; Metazoa; Arthropoda; Insecta; Hemiptera; Aphididae. Gene Ontology annotation, molecular function: GTP binding; GTPase activity. Gene Ontology annotation, biological process: phagosome-lysosome fusion; endosome to lysosome transport. Bases 218 to 1000 code for a protein of 260 amino acids. Gene Ontology annotation, cellular component: late endosome; trans-Golgi network; phagocytic vesicle. The transcript is spliced from 7 exons. The record is from RefSeq and is a predicted model, not a curated record.
GGUAAGGUAUUGUGUAUAUUUGAUUCAACACGGGUUCUUUCAAUCCGCGUUGUCGCUUCAUCUUAUUUUCACUCGCAGUCAAUCUUUGGGAAACCUUGACUAUUGUGGACCAUACCAGUUUUCCGUUUACCCCAUACAGUACCUACCAUACGUAAUAUGCAGUGUGCACUGUACAAUUGGAUCAAAUUCGUUAUUUUUGGAAGAAAUUGAAUAUGUUAUGUCUUUGCUAAAGACUCAGUACGUAAAUGACAACGAUACAAAUUUAGAAGAAAAAAAAUAUCGGGAUGACCAUGACAAAUUAAAUGAUUGUUACCGCAGACCAAAUGCACGCUUGUCAGACGAAAAUAAUGACAUCGGGAAUGACAUCCGUGAUUUUCAUCUGAGAGAUACCAUAAUGCCAGAGAAGUUGUUCAAAGUAAUCAUAAUAGGCGACCCGACUGUGGGCAAGACUGCGUUUGUCAAACGAUAUGUACAAAAAUCAUUCAGCAGAGAGUACAAGGGUACCGUUGGUGUUGAUUUCGCAUUAAAAAUUAUCAAAGUUUCCGAAACGGAAACUAUUAAAUUACAACUAUGGGAUAUAGCAGGUCAAGAGAGGUUUACGUGGAUGACCCGCGUGUACUACAAAGACGCACAUGGAUGUGUGAUUAUGUUUGAUUUGUCAAAUAAGAAUUCGUUUUUAAACACGCUCAAGUGGAAAAAAGAUGUGGAUGCAAAAUGCACUCAAUUAGACGGCGGUCCCAUACCGUGCAUGUUGUUGGGAAAUAAAUGCGAUCUGCCCCAACGUCAAAUCGAUCAAUUGGAUAUCGAGGCGUUCUACAAAGAAAACAAUUUUAUCGGCUGGACAGAGACUUCGGCUAAAGACGGGUUGAUGGUUAACGAUUCCAUGCAGUUUUUAAUCAACUCGAUGAUGGGACAGUACAACGACGAAACCGACCAACCAGAACUCGUAAAACUCUCCGGUCCUAAUGCGGAGAACAAGAAAUCGUGUUCAUUUUGUUAGCCUGCAACGAUCAAUGUUUUAAACGUUAAGUCUAUGUUUUUACUGUAUCGUCUGUAUUGUUCUUGUACAUUUGUCGGUAAUUUCAACGAGUAAUUAAUUUGCAAUAUUGCUGUUGAAACUAUAUAUUAUAUACUAUUAAUUAUGUGUUAUAAUUAAUUUUAAGUUUCAAGCCAUUUAGGUCUGAUAUACGUAUUUGGCUAUUGCCUGUUCGCCUCAAUAAGAUACUAUUGUAGCAAUACAAUAUUAUAUAUUAUUUUUAAAUUUAAUCAAUAUGAUACCUAUUUCAGGUUUUAUUAUUGCUAUGAUUUAAACAGAUUUAAGUAGUAUCGGGAGGGCCAUUGUGCUUUCACGUUUUCCAAUGUCAACUAUAUUAUUACGUAAUAACAGGAAAACACAGUGCCCACCCUGCGUCACUGCAUUUAAUGUUUCAUGUCUCGUUUCGUAAUUUUUUUCAAUCCUAACAAUAUUGAUUAUUUCCAUUUUUACACUUUUAAACUGUAUCAUAUUAUAUUACUUUAUUAGUGAAUUUAUUUUACUAUAUAGAAAUUUAGAAAUUUAGAUUUUGAAAAUGUGUGUUUUUAAUUUGUAUGUUAAUUAUACUACAUUAUUUUAUUUUAUUUUAAUUUUUUUUUUAUAAAAAAAACUGCUAUGUUGAAUUACUUGAAAAAUACAGUACGAUUUUACAAUACGACA